Trypanosoma conorhini is the source of this 2370-nucleotide messenger RNA. Its product is annotated as RNA-editing complex protein. Lineage: Eukaryota; Euglenozoa; Kinetoplastea; Trypanosomatida; Trypanosomatidae. The record is from RefSeq and is a predicted model, not a curated record. Gene Ontology annotation, biological process: RNA processing. Gene Ontology annotation, molecular function: ribonuclease III activity. Bases 1 to 2370 code for a protein of 789 amino acids. The transcript has a single exon.
AUGCGGGUAGGUGGCGCGGGUGCGCACCUUUGGGGGGCGCUGUGGGGCGGGUGGCGGGCGACGCAGCGGCUGCGCCGGCACUUUAGCACCUCCUCGCGUCGUUUGGCACUCGAGCGAGUGGAGGUGGCGCACUCGCAGUCCUCCACCCGCCGGGGCGUCCCGAUUGGUUUCACGUCUUCUGUUGGGAGCGGCAACAGUGGCGCCUCCGCGGCGGCAUCGUCGUCGUCGGCUGCUGCCGGCACUGGGGAUGUGCUUGCCAACUACGUGAGUUUCCUCGCCGAUGACACGACGGCGCCGGCGGCAACGAAGGAGAACGGGGCGCAGCCACUGCGCUCCUUGCGCUCCGUGGCGGCCGCCGAGGCCCUCUUCUUCAAGGAGGAGGCGAAGAACUACUGCCGCCUCUGCAUGGAGGAGUCACAGACAACGCCCAAGGCGCACAUAGUGACGGCCUACCGCGCGAGCCACACCAAUCACACCUGUCGUGAGGUGGUGUUGGAUACUUUGGCGCUGUUGGCUAUACGGGGCUACCCCAUCGACGACAUCUACCUCGUCUGGUCCGACGUGCUUUACCGCGAGCCCAUGUUCCAGCGCAUCCCGGAGCUUGUCUCGCCGCGCUGGAGCGUGGACCAGCGCAGCGAGGUCCUGGGCAAGCUGCUGGGAACGCUCAAAGCCAUGGACGUGCUUGACCUCUCCCUCGCCGCUCAGGCCCCGGACACCUUUGACAAUGCCUCGCAGCAGAUGCACCACCGUCGGCGUGUGGCGUUUGAGCGACUGGAGUACAUUGGCGACAAUUCGUGGGGAAACCACCUCUCCAAUCGAAUGAUGAUGCUCUUCCCCGAUAAGCAGUGGACCUACAGCCAGAACGUAUACUCCUUUAACUGUUUUCGCGACGCCUGUGAGAUGAAUGUGACGCUGGAGUUUAUCUUUGAUACCCUUCGCAUCAGUGACCUCUUGCCGCCCGGCGUCCGCGAGAAGUUAGGCACGGGGAAGAUAAAGGCGGAUGUGGUGGAAGCCGUCAUUGGUGAGCUGCACGUCACACUUUGGGGCCUGGAACCGCAACUCUACGACUCCGCCUGUUUUGUGGAGAUCAACGGGGUGGGGGAGGCGCGGGUCUCGGCUGUGGUGCAGCACUGCCUGACGGAAAUCUACGACCUGAUUGUACUCUCGUACGUCCAAGAGCUGAGCGGCUCGGCGAUCCCUCUCGCGAAGGAGAUUGCGGCGGAGCGAAUUUGGGGCCAGGCGCACCCGCCUGUGCGGAAAACAAAGGAUCGUGCCGGGGCUGCGCGUAAGGGGCGGUCCUCCACGACAAAUGUUAUUGGUGUGGGCGAGGUUCGCCAGCUCCCUGCACUCCCAUCCCUCUUUGCGGUGCCGACGCCGACGCCGGACAUUGUCCCACAUCCUCUGCGACAGCUACGUUUGGUGGGGGAAAUUCCUGAGGAAACCGUUUGCGCACACACCCGCACCGACGUCUUUGUGCGCUUCAUUGAUAGCUUCGCCGCGUUGGGGCUCUUGGACGAUCGUCGCGCGGGCACCAUGAACGUGCGACGGCGCCGUGAUGUGCAGUUCCAGUCACUCAAGCGGCAGAUGGUGCCCUCACUGUCGCUGGACCUGCAGGACGCGGCGGACGCCGAUGACGUCGACGCAGCCGAGGCAACGGCGUCAGCUAUCGAUGGCAUGCAUGCCGCGGCGGCAGGGCGGGCGCUGGACUUGGAGGAGGUGUACUUCCGCGACGCCUGCUACAACCUUUUUCCCUCGCCCAUGUCUGCUGCCGCGGUCGCGGACCUGCAUGCGAGCCGUAGGGCUCUGACUGUUGUUGUGUCGGCGAGCGAAGAUGCGGGGCGUUGCAGGGGCUACACAGAGCAGCUGCAGAUGGCGGCAGCGGCGAUGUACCCACCGCUGCAUGCCACGCCCACGCUGGCGCCGGAGAACGCGACGGUGAGAGGCGAGCGCAGCUGCCUCUUUGCGGCCUCGGUUUACGUACCGCCGGGCACGAAGACGCCCUCCGCGGGGGUGGUGACGGAUAAAAAUCUGCACUUUGGUGAGUUUGCCUUCCUGCCCGCUCCGGCAGGGACGACGCAGGAGCCGCAGGCGUCAAGGGAGGCGCAUGGCACAGAUGCGACCGGCGGCGCAACAGGACGCGACGAGGCCGCCGCUGCCGCAAAGGUGGUGGCGGAGGUGGCGGAGGAGGAGGAGGUGGUGGAGGUGGCGGCAGAGGCCACUCCGGCGGGCGGCAGUAGUGGCGGCGAGGACGCUGCGGGGGCGUCACAGGAAGUGCGGAUGCAGGCGCAGGCCAAGUGGCACCGCGAGAACCCAUACUUCGCCUCCCGAGCCGUUCUUCCGCCACGAGCCUCCUCCGCGGGACGGGGGUGA